This is a messenger RNA of Gossypium arboreum, 878 nucleotides long. Its product is annotated as (+)-neomenthol dehydrogenase-like. NCBI's taxonomy places the organism in Eukaryota, Viridiplantae, Streptophyta, Magnoliopsida, Malvales, Malvaceae. Gene Ontology annotation, molecular function: oxidoreductase activity. Gene Ontology annotation, cellular component: membrane. The transcript is spliced from 5 exons. The coding region runs from base 54 to 878 and encodes 274 amino acids. The record is from RefSeq and is a predicted model, not a curated record.
CCAUUGUUAUCUUCACCCCAAAGUUUUCAGAUCCAUUUCCAGCUUCUGUACCAAUGUCAGAUCAGCCAACAAAGAGGUAUGCAGUGGUUACGGGUUCAAACAGGGGCAUUGGAUUUGAAAUAUGCAAGCAGUUGGCUACAAAGGGUAUGACGGUGGUGUUGACGGCUAGAGACGAGACGAAUGGUGUUGAAGCCGUCGGAAAAUUGAAACAGUUUGGGUUCUCUGAAACUGUGGUGUUUCAUCGACUGGACGUGACGGAGCCAGCGAGUGUUUCGAGUUUGGCCGAAUUUGUAAAGACUCAAUUUGGAAGGCUUGAUAUCUUGGUGAAUAAUGCUGGAAUUGGUGGAGUAACAGCAGAUGAAGAUGCUUUAAGAGCUGGUGUUCUUGGCAAGCCUGCUGCUACAGUACACUGGAGUGGAAUAUUGAUGGAAACAAAUGAGUUAAGUGAGGAAUGCCUCAAAACAAACUAUUAUGGUGUCAAAACAGUGUGUGAAACACUCCUCCCACUUCUCCACUUAUCUGAUUCACCAAGAAUUAUAAAUAUUUCUUCUUCAAUGGGACAAUUAAAGAACAUAUCAAAUGAAUGGGCAAAAGCAGUACUACGAGAUGCUGAAAACCUCACAGAAGACAAAGUGGAUCAAGUACUGAGAAUAUUUAUGAAUGAUUUCAAGGAAGGUUCAUUAGAAGCCAAAGGUUGGCCUACACUUUUGGCAACAUAUUCCAUCUCAAAAGCAGCCAUGAAUGGCUAUGCAAGGGUAUUGGCUAAAAAACACCCAAGUUUCCAAAUCAAUUGUGUUUGCCCUGGCUCUGUCAAAACUGACAUCAACUACAAUACUGGCAAUUCAUUUUUAUUUCACUUUGGGGGUAUAAAUGAGUAA